Molecule: messenger RNA, 4477 nt
Organism: Sinocyclocheilus anshuiensis
Lineage: Eukaryota; Metazoa; Chordata; Actinopteri; Cypriniformes; Cyprinidae
Product: regulator of G-protein signaling 12-like
Exons: 17
Coding region: 15-4097 (1360 amino acids)
Biological process (GO): regulation of G protein-coupled receptor signaling pathway; signal transduction
Cellular component (GO): plasma membrane; nucleus; cytoplasm
Molecular function (GO): protein binding; GTPase activator activity
Source: RefSeq, a predicted model, not a curated record
CAGCUGAGUCGACUAUGAGGCAUCCGGAUCGUCCCCCCAGCCCGGCGGUGCGCAGGGUGGAGCUGGAGCGUGGCAGAGCUGGCUACGGGUUCACCAUUGCCGGCCAAGCACCUUGUGUCCUGCGGGGAAUAAUAAAAGGGAGUUCAGCGUACAGUAUCGGACUGCGGCCUGGGGACCGCAUCUUGCGUAUGAACGAUACAGACGUGUCCGAGGCGCCGCAUGAAGUUGUGGUGAAGCUGAUUGGUAUGUCAUCACAAUCACUGUGUUUGCUGGUCACAUCAGGUGACAGGCCACCCAUGGCCUCCUGCUCCAGUGAUGAGGAACUGGGUUGUCAGAGUAAGAGCAAACUGCCGUGGCUCAAUCCCGGAAAAAAGGAUCCUUUCCCCAACAGUAUGGACAUGAGGGAGCCGAUGCUUCAGUCGGUUGGAAGUUUUGAUACUGUCUUUGAGAUCUCUGAUCAGGGCACCAUGAGCGCCCAUCAAGAGAAGCAGAAAAAACAAAGACCUUUCUCUGAACCAGAUAUGUCUUAUUGGUUGCAGCAGCGUAGGUCAAAUAGUCUUUCACAGGAUGACACGUCUCGAGUCGUAAGUGAGGAUUCUGUGUUUUCAGACCUUCAGAGUCAGAAUGACUUUGUAUCUGACUCCAGCAUCCUGAACUUUGCGAUGAUUGUGGGAUACAUCAACUCCAUGGAACUGGAGCUAGUAACGUCACAAUCUGAGGAGGAGGCAUUGCAAGCCAUCCGUGAAUGCAUUAGUCAGAUUGGCAUUGAGCAGAAGACCCAUUCGCUGGUCAUGAUGAGGGUCAAAUGCAACUGCGUUCAGCUUUGCGAUGACCGAGAUGUCGUUCUAGCAUCUUACCCAGCGGAGAACCUGGCGCUUUGUGUCAUUUGCUCGGAGGACAGCAGGUUCUUUGGCCUUGUCUCGGUUGAUACGACCAAAAAUAUUCAUGCUGGGAUGCAGACAAGCACCCUGAAGACAUUAUGUCAUGUGUUUUUCAUAGAUCCGGAGCUUUAUGAACACAAGGAGCACCAAAGCAUCAUAGGGCACUUUGGGAUUCCCUGCACUCCAGAUCCAGACACUCAAGGCUGUUUGGAGUUUCCUCAAACUCCACACUCGAUUUCUCACUUUGUGUCCAUCCUCUAUUCUGACAUGGGGGACUAUAUUGAAAAACUGAGACUGAAACUUGACAGCGAGAAUCCUGAAGAAGAACCACAAAACGCACGUAACAAUGGCAGUGGCAGUGACAGCGGGAUCGGAAAUGCUUCGCCGGAGGAUAGAGACAGUCUCAGUGGCCAGUGGAGCUUCACGCCUCCAAACAUUUCCAACCCACCACCAUAUUAUUCACAGCACAGAAACAAACCGGAGUGCAGGUGCCUUCUGUCCGAACCGCUAGCAGGAGCUGCUCAACCUGUGACUCAAUCAGGUGUCUCAGCCAAGGCAGACAGUUCAGCUUUUACUCCUCUUUCUCUUAGUAUGCAAUCUAACUUGCCACCUAAACUGAGAACCAGUCAACGCAGACCUUCCAUUGGCUUAAAGGCUCGCUGGCAGAAGUCUCGUCCCAACAGCAUUGAAUGCUUGGUGGAAAGGGACAGCGAUGGGCCCACAAGUAAAAGUAGCAUCCUUCCUUCCGCUAUGAAACAAAUCCCAACUCUCCGAUACAAACCACUAGAAGAUCUCAAACAUCCUCAGAGAAUGAACUUCACUCCACAGCUUGAGCUGACCUCCAGGUUCUUCAGUAGUGCAGCCAAGCAUAAGGAUGGGGAAAAUAAGGGGUCUUUAUUUUGGGCACUCACAAGGGGACGUUCCUCUGUACGAAGACCAUCAGGUAUCGCUAAACGACUCAGUCUGGCUCAUUCACUUAAUGACCUUGAGUCGGCUGCAUCAGAUGGAGAACGCAGCGGUCUCAAGCGUCAUGACUGCGGCAGUGUGAGCAGUUUGGAAAGUAAUGGUAGUCUGCCCAGCGUCACCAACCAUUGUCGCUUCUCAGAGCGCCGUGUUGCAUCAUGGGCCGUCAGCUUUGAGCGUUUGCUCCAGGAUCCUGUGGGUGUCCGCUAUUUUUCUGAGUUUCUAAAGAAGGAGUUUAGUGAGGAAAACAUCUUAUUCUGGCAGGCCUGUGAAUGCUUUAGCCAAGUUCCAGAACAUGACAAAAAGCAGCUGUCCCAGAAAGCCAAAGAGAUCUACAAUCGUUUCCUUUCAAGUAAAGCUACCAUGCCAGUGAACAUCGAUAGUCAAGCUCAGCUUGCUGACGACGUCCUGACAGCUCCACAGCCUAACAUGUUCAAACAGCCACAGCUGCAGAUCUUUAACCUGAUGAAGAUGGACAGUUACGCUCGGUUCCUGAAGUCCACUCUCUAUCAGGAGUGCAUGCUGGCUGAUGUAGAGGGCCGACCUCUCCCUGACCCCUGCCCGAUUCCAUGUAGCCCCGCCCCCUCCAAGCACAGCCUCAGCUCUGACCGUUCCACUUUCUCCACACCUAAGAAGGAAAAUAGGAGGCCCAAAACAGGCAGGUCAAGUGAUGACCUCAGAGAGAAACACUCUGAGAAGAAAAACGGCUUCUUUUCCUGGUACAGAUAUCCAAGUAUUGGGAAAGGACAGAAGAAAAGAGAUGCACCAGAUUUACCUUACCACUGUAAUGGGCGGAGAGAGUCUCAGGGUUCUCUGUCUUCUGGUGCGAGUCAAGAGCUCAACACUUCGUCUUCCGGAGGAAAGAAUGAGCAGUGUGAGCUGAGAAGUUCUGGUUCUGUUUGGGAAAAGGACAAAGAGCGAUGUAGCAGGACGUGUACAGUAAUGCUACCUGACGGCUCCAGCUGCUCCAUUCCUCUACGACAGGGCGCCUCCAUCAGACAGGUGCUGCUAGAGCUCUGUCAAAAACAGCACAUCAACCUGGCUGCUGUCGACCUCUUCCUCACCGGAGGAGAGAAGCCUUUGGUGUUGGACCAAGAUAGUAUUACACUCAGCUCUCGAGAACUUCGUCUUGAGAAACGCACUUUGUUCAGACUCGACCUGGUCCCCAUUAACAGAUCGGUUGGGUUGAAAGCAAAGCCCACAAAACCUGUGACUGAGGUUCUGCGUCCUGUGGUUGCCAAGUAUGGACUCCACCUUGGUGAUUUGGUUGCAAGAAUAAGUGGAGAGACAGAGGUUCUCGAUCUUGGAGUGCCCAUAUCAAACCUUGAUGGCCUACGAGUUGUACUGGAGAGGGCUGAUCCAGCCAAAGACAAGUCUAAAACACUCAACUCCAAAACACCAGCUGCCAAGAAAAGUCUGCCAAGAGAGAGAGAUGAAAGCUUGGCAGGACAACCGUCGAAAGGAGAUGGUGAAGACAAGCAUCCCCGGUCAGCUGCGUCAGAGAGGAAGAAAGGGAAAAAGAAUCAUAUAGAUGAAGCAGAGGAAUUUUUCGAGUUGUUGAGUCGUGCUCAGAGCAGUCGUGUUGACGACCAGAGAGGCUUGCUGAGAAAAGAAGACCUUGUGCUUCCUGACUUUCUCCGUCUGAACCCUGAUCCCGAACCCCAACCCUCUGCCUGCUCAACCCCCACCUCCCAUAAACCUGGCCACACCACCACCACCACCACAACCCCCCAGUCUCCUAAACCCAGCUCCUCAAACGGACACCCCCGUGCACCCAGCCCUGACUCGCCCCCUUUCACCGCCCCACUCUCCCCCAUCCUGCACUCCUCUGGUCCGCAGGGUCAGGACGAGGAAGGGCUGGGUGACCUGACUCUUGUGGGGGAGGGUGACAUCAGCAGCCCUAACUCCACUCUGCUUCCGCCUCCGCCGAUCUCUCCGCCCCUUUAUGAGGGCAGCCUACCUGAGGCCAACUUCACUCAUCCGCCAUGCUUACACAGGCAUCCCAGCCCAGGUACAGAAGAAGGAAACGCAUGCACUUCAGCUGUCAACAACCAUCCCUCUUCAACAGCUCAAGUGCUGGACAAGGGGGUCACUCUGGAGAACAGCUUCGAGGGUUACGCAGCUGAGCUUCGCCAGUGCCAGAACAAAAUGAGAAAUGACAUUUACCCCUCCACAGAAGCGCCCCGUCCCCUCAGCGGGGUGCUGGAAGUCAACGAGAGCGACACAGUGCAAUACAAAGCAACGUUUGUCUGAAGGAAGCUGCUUGCUGGACAUUUUCAAAGACUGAUAUGGAGCCAAAUUGUGUAUGUGGAAAAUCUUUUGAAAAGAUUGAAAGGGUUAUUCGUUUAAAUGUAACUUUAGACCAUUCUUUAUUUAAUGAUAAUGAUAAAAAGAAAAACUCUGUGUUCAGUGUUAGAUUGGGAUCAUAGUGCACAUCAGAAUAUCAGUGUAACUAGCUGGAAAAUUGUAGUGGGAGGUAAAAGCAAAUGGUUUCAGUAGUUAUAGUGGAAUUUAGUCCAUCAAGUCACAUACAUUCCUUUACAUGGAAUGUUUUGUUUUUUUCAAGGCUGUCUUGUACUGUAAUUUUGGAAAAACAAACACAUCUAGUCUCAUGUUAAAUACAUUAAGUUUUA